Messenger RNA from Spirodela intermedia, 737 nucleotides. The record is from the annotation of a GenBank genome assembly. Lineage: Eukaryota; Viridiplantae; Streptophyta; Magnoliopsida; Alismatales; Araceae.
AUGGGAGAUGAAGUUGAGACGAGUCUGCUGGAUCAGGGCGGGGAGAAGUUGAGGUGCCUGGAGAUCGUCCUCAGGAUCUGCGCCCCGCCGCUCUCCAUCGCCGCCUUGCUGCUGAUCGUCGGCAACAAGCAGGUGAACGACACCUAUGGAAGAUUGGAAUACACGGACCUGACCGGGCUCAAGUAAGUGCAGGAUCUUCCGCGAUUUCCUGCAGCGCUGAUUCUCGCCGCCAUUCUGACCAGCGAUCUCCCCCCUCCAGGUACCUGGUUUGGGCGAACGCCAUCUCCGCCGGAUACACCAUCCUCGCCUUCGCCGCGUCGACCCUCUGGUGGCCGAUCACCCCCUGGAUCUUCUUCGCCUCGGACCAGGUCCCGCCUCCUCCCUCAGAUCCCCCGGUCCUUCUCUCUUCCCUGACCUUCACUCAGCUCGCUCCCCGUUCUCCCUCCCUCCUAUGAGCUCAGAUUGCCGCCUACCUCCUGGUCACGUCGGGAUCGGCCGUCGGAGAGGUCCUCUACCUCGCAUACAGGGGGGACAGAGGGAUUGCAUGGAGCGCCGCAUGCGACUACUAUGGCUCGUUCUGCCGGCGCACGGUGGUCUCCCUCGCGCUGCAUUUCCUCGCCUCCGUCUGCUUCGUCGUUCUCAGCUUGCUCUCCGCGUACAGGCUCUUCAACAGGUUCGACCCCCCUCCUCCGCCAUUGCCGUCUUCCUCCAAGGAGGUCUCCGGGGAGGGGAACUAA